AUGAGAAUAUAUUAUUUAUAUAUUUUAUUAAUAAUAAUAGAAGGAAUAAAAUUAACAUUUAAUGAAAAUAUAAAUAAAACUGAAUCAACUAAUUUAGAACAUCGAGAUUUCGAAAAAGAUAUAGAAGAGCUAGAUUUAAGCGGUUUAGAGGAUGAUAUUGAAAAUAUUGAAGAAAUAGCUUAUAAAGACACUUAUAGCUAUAUAACUCAGAUAUAUGUUUAUGUUAGAAUUGAUAAUGAAUAUAAAAAAUAUUUGAAUCAUCUUGAAUUUAUGAAAUUAGGAGAGAAAUACAUGACAUUACUACAAAAUGCAAUGCUUCAUGUUCAACUUAAAAAAACAGGAAAGGGGAUUUUUACUUGCUAUUACGAAAAUAAAGCUAUUACUGAAGAUUUAGCAACUUAUUUUUUAAUUCAAAAAGAAAUAGAUUUUAUCGAAGUUGGUUUUGAUAAAAGAUUUCCAGAAGGGAGAAAUUCUCCUAUAAUAGAUAUUCCUGAGAGAAAAAUAGAAAAAAAUGAGGAACUAUAA
Plasmodium relictum is the source of this 525-nucleotide messenger RNA. Its product is annotated as conserved Plasmodium protein, unknown function. Bases 1 to 525 code for a protein of 174 amino acids. The transcript has 5 exons. The record is from RefSeq and is a predicted model, not a curated record. Lineage: Eukaryota; Apicomplexa; Aconoidasida; Haemosporida; Plasmodiidae.